Adineta ricciae is the source of this 2481-nucleotide messenger RNA. Lineage: Eukaryota; Metazoa; Rotifera; Eurotatoria; Adinetida; Adinetidae. The record is from the annotation of a GenBank genome assembly.
AUGGUUGACAUAGCGAAGUUAGAAAGUGAUGCCCGUCAACAUGCAUCGAAAGCUGUUGAUCUCGAUUCGAAGGGCAAAAGUGAAGACGCCGUUUUCUUCUAUAUUGAAGCUGCACAAGCAUUAAUUAGUGUUCGUGAACAAUUAAUGUCCAACCGGCAACAAUCAAAAUCAUCGUCAAUUGAUUUAAAUGAAAUUGUCCGUCUAAUACAUGGAUACGUCAAGCGUGCUGAAGAAAUCAAAGCUAGUUUAAAAUCAAAACCAACGCCGAGUGUUCAUUUGAAAAAUACGUCGGAGAAAGGUGUUGAACGUGCUCGAUACUUACUGACACAAGCACUUGAUGAGGAUGAACGGAAGCAUUAUGAAGCUGCUUUCAAAUUAUAUGAAGAAGCCAUCAAACUCUGUCUGAGUGAGAAGAAAACUAAUGACAAUGCAAAAAUCAAAGAUCAAUUAGAAAAAAUAGCUUAUCAAGCUUUGGAACGUGCUGAAGAAUUAAAACGUACGGAGCUAAAUACUUCAACGCACGUGCGUUUGCCAUCACCACCACGCGAAGAGGUUAUCCAAAACGAGCAACAGCAACCGCUUGAUAUCGAUCAACAAAAUGUAAAUAUUAUUGAUAACAGAGCCAAAUUAUCUUCGCAUGAGCUCGAUGUUUUACGACGUGGAUCGAAAAUAAACGGACGUGAUUAUGUUCCUUUCUUUAAUAUUGAUUUACGUGAACGUUUUGCAUAUCAAACACCGUUUAAUGAUCCACAUGGACCAUUGAAACUAGCACCAAAGCAACAAACACACUUUUCACGAUGGGCACGACCUGAUGAAAUCAUGUCAGAGCCGAAAAUGAUCAUGGCAUUGUCAUAUUUUUCCAUCAAGCAAGAUCUUAUCUCUGAUUGCUCAUUCGUUGCCAGUCUUGCUGUUAGUGUACAAUAUGAAAAAAAGUUCAACAAGCGUCUGAUAACUUCAAUUAUCUAUCCACAAAAUAAGCAAGGUGAACCGAUUUAUAAUCCAUGUGGAAAGUACAUGGUGCGAUUCCAUUUGAAUGGUGUUUGGAGAAAAGUGAUUAUCGAUGACACACUACCAGUUGAUCGUUCGGAUCGUCUACUCUGUUCGUCAACUACUAAUAAAAAUGAAAUCUGGGUCAGUUUACUAGAAAAAGCGUAUAUGAAAGUCAUGGGUGGAUAUGAUUUUCCCGGUUCAAAUUCAACUGUUGACCUACACGCAUUGACUGGUUGGAUACCUGAGCUUGUUUCUAUUCACCAUGCUGAAGCGGCGUUCGAUAAAGAUAAAGAAUUCGAUCGCAUGUUCGAACGUUUUCAUGCCGGACAAGUACUGAUUACAGUGGCAACACCGAAUAUUUCUAAGGAAGAAGAGGAACGUAGCGGUCUUGUUUCCAGCCAUGCUUAUGCUCUACUCGAUAUGCGUAAAAUAAAUGAACAUAAAUUAGUGAUGUUAAAAAAUCCCUGGUCACAUUUGGAAUGGAAGGGUAACUUUAGUGAUUUCGAUACACGUAAUUGGACACCCGAAUUGAUCAAAGCACUGAACUAUGAUCCUAAAUUGCAAGUUGAUGUUGAUAAUGGAGUCUUUUGGAUUGAUUACAAUAGUUUGUGUCAUCACUUUGAAAAUUUUUAUUUGAAUUGGUCGCCGUCGUUAUUUUCCUACACGUCCUGUAUACAUAACUCGUGGCCGGCUAGACAGGGACCAGUCAAAGAUCUUUACAACCUCGGUGAUAAUCCACAAUACGUUCUGCGAGUUAAGCCUAAAACACGAGCAUCAAUUUGGAUUCUCUUAACUCGACAUAUCACUGAACGACAAGACUUCGCUGUGAAUCGUAUUUUCAUAACUCUAUUUGUAUAUAAAAAUGGUGGCAACAGAGUCUAUUAUCCAAAUGAAAUCAAACCCAUCCAAGAUGGUGUGAAAACAAAUUCAGCACAUUAUUUAGUCAAACUUGUUACGGAUGACGCAGACUUACAAGGACAAUCACUGUAUACACUUGUGGUAUCACAAUAUGAAAAGAAUGUGGAUAUUUUUUAUUCGUUACGUGUUUAUUCUACAUGUGAAUUUAGUUUAACUGCGAUGCCGGAUUAUUAUAAUCCACGUUAUCAACAAGAAAUAACCGGCGAAUGGAAAGGGAAAACUGCUGGUGGUUGUCAAAACAAUCCAUCGACAUUUAAAAAUAAUCCACUUUAUCGACUUGAAUUAAACAAUCGUGAUGUGAAUAAUCAUGUUAAAAUUGAAUUGCGUGCACCGAAACAAUUUCAAGUGGGCUUCGAAGUUAUCUGCACAGAAACCAAGGUUUCCAAUGCUGUCGGAGAAUUUCACAAGACAGAAUCAGGUUCAUAUCGAUCAGGAUUUUGUGUUCUAACACUUGGCAAUAUACCUGGCGGUACAUAUACAAUUCGACCCGCUACAUUUGAGCCUAAUUGUGAAUCACCGUUCUUCCUUCAUGUUGCAUCGUCACAUCAGUGCACAUUGAAAAAGAUAGAAUAA